AUGCCCAGAGGAAAGAAGAGUAAGGCCCGUGCUCGUGAGAAACGUCGCCAGACCCAAGAUGAGCCCCAGAAGCCAAAUGAUGCUCAGGCAAAGGCAGUAGAGAAAGGAGAGUCUUCAGGAGAUGCUGGGCCAAGCACUUCUGUUGCUUGCUUCCCACAGGGCAAAGAACCCACUGCCACUGCCGGUACAGGCUUGGGUCAAGAAAUGUCUGUUAAAGGUACAAAGGGGCAAGAAGAGGAAAACGGUAGUCCUUCUAGGGCCCCACUCUCCACUGGAGCCAAACAGAUGGAUCUUUUAUCAAGGAAGACAGGAAUGCUGGUGGAGUACAUGCUCUGCAAGUACAAAAUUAAACAGCCUGCAAAAAGGGGAGAAAUGCUGAAAGUUAUCAACAAAAGGUUCAAGGAGCACUUUCCUGAGAUGCUUAAGAAAGCUGCCUAUCGAUUGGAUAUGGUUUAUGGCAUUGAGAUGAAAGAAGACCGGCCCCAUGGUCAAUCCUAUGUGCUUGUCAGCAAGCUAGAUUUCCGAGAUGAUGGAAGUGGGAGCAAUACACUGGGUGUUCCCAACAGGGGCAUUCUGAUUCCUCUCCUAAGCGUGAUCUACAUAAAUGGCUACUGUGCCCCAGAGGAGGAGGUCUGGCGCUUCCUGAAUAUGUUAGGAAUCAAUGAUGGAGUCCCACACCUCAUCUUUGGGGAUGUCAGGAAGCUUAUCACUGAAGACCUAGUGGAGGAAAAGUACCUAGAAUACCGUCAGGUUCCUGGCACCGAUCCUGUAUGCUAUCAGUUCCUUUGGGGUCCAAGAGCCUAUUGUGAAUGCAGCAAGAAGAGAGUGACAGACUUCUUAGAUAAGAUCAGUAAAACCGUACCCAGUGUUCACUCAUCUUAUGAGCAGGCCUUGAUUGAAGAGGAAGAGAAAGCCAAAGCUGAAGCUGCAGUUAAGCCUGGCAGUAAGGGCAAAGCCAAGGGACGUUCUAAGUCCAAGUUCAGCAAUGCUACUCACUAG
Messenger RNA from Meriones unguiculatus (Mongolian gerbil), 999 nucleotides. RefSeq names its product melanoma-associated antigen B4-like. The transcript has a single exon. The coding region runs from base 1 to 999 and encodes 332 amino acids. Lineage: Eukaryota; Metazoa; Chordata; Mammalia; Rodentia; Muridae. The record is from RefSeq and is a predicted model, not a curated record. Gene Ontology annotation, cellular component: nucleus. Gene Ontology annotation, biological process: negative regulation of transcription by RNA polymerase II.